AAAUUAAACAUAAAAAGAGAAGAGAGAGAAAGAAACCCUAGACAUUCAUCGGAAAAGGGAAGAAGACGAAGAUGGUGUUCUACUUCAAGGCCCGUCCCGAAGCGGGAGACUAUACCAUCUUCAUGGGCCUUGACAAAUACGAGAACGAAGAUCUCAUCAAAUACGGCUUCCCUGAAGACAUCUGGUUCCAUGUUGACAAAAUGUCUUCUGCUCACGUUUAUUUGAGAUUACCAAAGGGUCAGACAAUGGAUGAUAUACCUGAGGGUGUACUUGAAGAUUGUGUACAACUGGUGAAGGCUAAUUCCAUCCAAGGAAACAAGUUGAAUAAUAUUGAUGUCGUGUACACUCCUUGGCAAAACCUUAGAAAGACUGCUUCCAUGGAGGUUGGCCAAGUUAGCUUUCACAACCCGAAAAUGGUGCGCACUGUUAGAGUGGAGAAGAGAAUAAAUGAGAUAGUAAAUAGAUUGAACCGAACAAAGGUCGAAAGAAAGCCUGACUUGAAGGCUGAGCGAGAGGCAGUCAGUGCUGCUGAAAAGGCAGAGAGGAAACAGCAGCUGAGGGAGAAAAAACGGCGUGAAGAGAUGGAACGGCUUGAAAAGGAGAGACAAACUGAGUUGAGGAGCUACAAAAACUUGAUGGUGGCUGAGAAGAUGACAUCGAACAAAAACAUUGCUUCAACAGGCAAGUCCCUUCAAGAACUGGAAGAAGACUUCAUGUAAAUGGAUAGCGGUGAUCAACUUUUAUUGCCCUGCUCAGAAAAAAAGGCCAGAUGGAUGAAAUAAACAGGUAAAAAAGUGGCCAAUGAAGAAUGGCAGUAGGGGAAUGGGUGGAGAGGAAAGUGGUGGUGGGGGUAUAUGUGGGGAUUGGCUUCGAGUUUAUGUUGCUUUGUGUGCUCUUAGGGGAUAAUUCUUCCUCGUGUAACUGAUCAUUUUGAUCUUAUAGUUUUCAUUAUAAAGAGCUUUUGCCUUGCAUGAAUACAAUGUGCUCUUAGAUGGUGAUGACAUGAUAAUUGACAGUGAUGAUAAUGAGAUAUUUAUGUUUCUCUUGUUCAUUGUUA
This is a messenger RNA of Ipomoea triloba (trilobed morning glory), 1057 nucleotides long. Its product is annotated as coiled-coil domain-containing protein 25. The record is from RefSeq and is a predicted model, not a curated record. The coding region runs from base 72 to 719 and encodes 215 amino acids. Lineage: Eukaryota; Viridiplantae; Streptophyta; Magnoliopsida; Solanales; Convolvulaceae. The transcript is spliced from 6 exons.